Molecule: messenger RNA, 2317 nt
Organism: Calidris pugnax (ruff)
Lineage: Eukaryota; Metazoa; Chordata; Aves; Charadriiformes; Scolopacidae
Gene: LARP6
Product: La ribonucleoprotein domain family member 6
Exons: 4
Coding region: 1-1380 (459 amino acids)
Biological process (GO): RNA processing
Cellular component (GO): nucleus
Molecular function (GO): mRNA binding
Source: RefSeq, a predicted model, not a curated record
AUGGCCCCUCGCCCUUGUUCACUGUUUUCUUAUUUCCAGGUGUCACCUCGGCGUUUAAGGCCACGCUUACCCGGCGUCACCUUUCGGAAUGUCCCCAGGCGCCGGACGGGGAGCAGUGGGGAAAAUGAUGAUGAGACUGACCAGAACUGGAAACCACCAGAAAAUGACCUGAUCCAGAAGUUAGUAGCACAGAUUGAAUAUUACUUCUCAGAUGAGAACCUUGAGAAAGAUGCCUUCCUUCUAAAGCACGUGAGAAGAAAUAAGAUGGGCUAUGUCAGCGUUAAACUCCUCACUUCUUUUAAGAAGGUGAAGCACCUUACCCGCGACUGGAGAACCACAGCCUAUGCCCUGCAGUACUCGGACACUCUUGAGCUCAAUGAUGAUAACAAGAAGGUUAGAAGAAAUACUCCAGUUCCAGUGUUUCCAAGUGAAAACCUCCCUACCAGGAUGUUACUGGUGUAUGACAUCCACAGGAUUUCUGAGCUGGAGGCAGGUAACAAACAGCAAGAAAACGGAUGCGUGCAAGAAAGGCUAAUGGAGCAUCUCCUCAAAGCCUUUGUCACUUUCGGUGCAAUUUCAUCAGUUCGUAUUCUCAAGCCUGGUAGGGAUCUACCACCUGACAUCAGGAGGGUCAGCAGCAGGUACACCCAACUGGGAACUCAGGAAUGUGCAAUUAUAGAAUUUGAAGAAGUAGAUGCUGCCGUACGUGCUCAUGACUUCAUGUGUGCUGAAAAGAAAGAGACCGGCAUGAAGGUUGUCCUAAUAGGCAUGAAACCUCCAAAGAAAAAGGUUCCCAAAGACAAGAACCGUGAUGAGGACACCAGCAAGAGCAUUAAGAAGGCUAAAUCCCUUAAUAAGAGAGUUGAGGAACUUCAGUUUGUUGGUGAUGAAUCUUCAGCAAACAGCUCUUCUGACCCAGAGAGUAACCCGGCGUCACCGCUGUCAGGACGCAGAAGCACCACAACGAACGCCAGGAGUAAUUUGAGCCCCGUCAUUCAUCCAACCAACCAUUUGAGUCCUAACGUGUCACCCAGAUCGAGUCCUUGGAACAGUCCAUCUUCACUAAGAAAAGUGACCAGGAAGUCUCCACUGGCUGAGGACAGCAAGCUCAACCCAGGCACUAGCCCUGAGAUGGCACGGAAAGGUACGGAUUAUUCCUCGGACAGCAGCGUCACCCCCUCGGGCAGCCCCUGGGUGCAGAGGAGAAAAGCUCAGACUGUGACACAGGAGAAGAGCCCCGUGGGUAGCCCCAUGUUGGCUCGGAAAAUACAGAAGGCAGAGGGGCUGCCCGUCGGGGUGCUGCGGCUGCCCAAGGGCCCUGACGGCACCAAGGGGUUCCACCACGGGGGUGAGAGGAGGAAGGCUGCGAAGAGCGAAUAGAUCAAGCAGUUUUACAAGUCACUCAACUGCUUUUGUUCGAGCCUGGUGAAAAAUUGUCACUUGAGUGACCAAGUCAGUAUUUAAUUUUCAAAGGUUUUGUAUUCAUAUAGAGACUUUAUCAUGUGCAUAUUUAUAUUCAUAUAGAGACUUUAUCAUGUGCAUAUUUAUAUACUCGCUUCAGCGUCUCAGGCUCGCUGAGGUUGGAAGGCAUCUCUGGAGAUUGUCCAGGCCACCUCCUUUGCUCAGGCAGGGUCCACUACAGCUCCCUUGGGGGUUUGAACAUCUGCGCGGCUGGAGGCUCCCCAGCUGGCCUGGGCCACGUGUCCCCACCUUCAGCCACCCACACAGGACAAGGUGUUCCCUUACCUGCAGGUGGAAUUUCCUGUUCCAGUUGCCGCCCCUUUUCCUGUUACUGGGCAUUGCUGGGAAGAGCCAUCGCCACCUUCUUCCCCCCUUCCCAGCAGGUAUUUAAACACGUGGAUGUGAUCAGCCCCCCCUUCUCUUCUCCAGCCCGAGCAGCCCCCGCUCUCCCGGCCUCGCUCCAGUCUCUAACCCACGUAACGCUCUCACCCGCUGCCCUGCCCUGCCCUGCCGGGGGUUUUGUAACGUAGCAGUUCCAGAUGCCCAAAUAUCGAAAGAGGCACAGAAAUCACUCCUCUAACUACACGCCCUGCAAAGCUGCGAUGCUGGAGAGCAACAAGGAAGUACUUACAGCUCAGCAGCCGUGCGAUGGUGAGCUGCGGGGUGUUUCUGCCCUCACCUUGAGGAGCAGAGGGUUUGCAGACUCUGUUUUCUUGCAGAUGUCUCCAAAGGCAGUGGUGCUCAGUAGGACCAAAAUGUGUAUUUUCAUGUGAUGUGAAUAAAGACUCUGAGCAUUGAAGACUGUUUUGUAAGGGUUAUCUUAUCUAAUCAGAUGGAAAUAAACAAAAAUAUUAAC